GCAGGCGUGCGCGCGGCUUUUUUUCUGUGACUCCCACCUUAAACAUCUUACUCUCCUCUCUCGUUGUCUUAGCCGUCUGCGAAGAUGGCCGAGCCCUCCCCAACGGCACCUCAGAGUUAUCUGAGUCUCGUUGAGACGUGCGACAAUUUCUCGCCUGCGCGCUCUGCAGAGAAGCUGGCCACUUGGCGUCUUGCUCCUGGACCAUCAUCUCCUGCCAUCGGCCUCCUUCGACCCUCUGUCGUCUUGCAACUCAUCAACGAGAACAAAGGUACCCCAGAUGAACAGAAACCUUGGAGUUUCUUCCUCGACGACACGGACAAACCGGCGAUGACCUUCGCACCCUGGGUAGAUACACCCGCGAAGCGCACCGCGGUCAUGCAGGAGAUGCUCGAGCGCUGGCGCGACACGGGGCUCUACCCAAACGUUAUCGGGCCCCGGAAAUGGCGCGGGGAAAUGUACCCCAUCUACCGAAACCCGUUCGGGAAGAACGACGCGCCGCUCGAGGAGGCGGGCGACGAGAGCGGCCUGAACUACGCGUUCAGGAUGGAGCGCGCCGCGUGCGCCCUCUUCGGGACGGUCACCUAUGGCGUGCACAUGAACGUCUUCCUCGAUGACCCCGUGCACGGCUGCAGGAUCUGGGUGCCGAAGCGGGCGAAGACGAAGCAGACCUGGCCGGGGUACUUCGACAACAGCGUCGCUGGCGGAAUUCCGGCUGGUCUUGGCCCGUUCGAGUCGCUUGUCAAGGAGAGCAUGGAGGAGGCGAGUAUUGCGGAGGAGGUCGUCAGGAGCCACGCAAGGGCAGUGGGGAGCAUCAGCUACUUCUUCAGCACUUCUGAAGGGUGGCUGCAGCCGGAAAUCGAAUACUUGUACGACCUGCGAGUACCAUCGAACGCCGAUCCGGCGCCCUUCCAACCGAAACCUCUAGACGGGGAAGUCGAAUCUUUUGAGCUUUUGCCCCUGGAAGAUAUCGUUCCAAAGAUGCGCGCGGGGCUAUUCAAAGCCAAUUGCGCGGGAGCUCUGAUCGACUUUAUGAUACGACAUGGUUAUCUUACACCGGAUAAUGAACCCGACUUCCAAGAAAUUAUUACCCGGCUUCACGGAAGAUUCGAGUAUAAUACAUGGUGAAAACGCGAAGACUGUAAGCAGCGAGGUGUCACGACGGGCUUCACUGUAACUUUUGCAGUGUAAAUAGAAGUAAAAUGCCGAUCAGUCCCACUCCUGGCGACUUACGUUUAGUGGGAAGCAAGAGUCGCAAAUGGGUUCCAUCUUCCGCAGCUGUUUCGGUAUCUGGGCAUGGCUGUGGUGUCUGUAAACGGCAUAUUUGCCACGAAAUCAUUCGGAUAUCUUUAUCUUAGGUGAGUCCCAAGCAUCCUGUGUCUGUCAAUUUACUAUCACCGCCGCAUAUUCCGGAGGAUUUUAUACGUUGCUGGGCGCUGUGUUGGCGCCUUCUACAUAAACGGAAGUUGGAACGCCACAAAGCCAUUGCUAAGCGCCUGUUGGUUAUUUGUGACUGUUGGCAGCACAGGUGCAAGCGAUUUGAGGCCCCUCCCUCUGCGGGCUGGUACGUGUACGUUUCUUCGAACU
Molecule: messenger RNA, 1584 nt
Organism: Phanerochaete carnosa HHB-10118-sp
Lineage: Eukaryota; Fungi; Basidiomycota; Agaricomycetes; Polyporales; Phanerochaetaceae
Exons: 5
Coding region: 85-1125 (346 amino acids)
Molecular function (GO): 8-oxo-dGDP phosphatase activity
Source: RefSeq, a predicted model, not a curated record